This is a messenger RNA of Dothidotthia symphoricarpi CBS 119687, 993 nucleotides long. Its product is annotated as N-terminal nucleophile aminohydrolase. Gene Ontology annotation, molecular function: peptidase activity. Gene Ontology annotation, cellular component: nucleus; proteasome core complex, beta-subunit complex; cytosol. Bases 134 to 745 code for a protein of 203 amino acids. Lineage: Eukaryota; Fungi; Ascomycota; Dothideomycetes; Pleosporales; Dothidotthiaceae. Gene Ontology annotation, biological process: proteasomal protein catabolic process. The record is from RefSeq and is a predicted model, not a curated record. The transcript is spliced from 4 exons.
UCUCUACUCUUCUUGGGGUCCUCUUCAGAUCCCUACCGUCUACCAAGGUCCCCUUUCUCUCCGAGGCUUUCCGCAGCUUCAGGCUUCCAGCCGAUCAUAACAUCGCCUUGCAUAUUACCCCAAACUCGCCAUCAUGGAGGUCCUUCUGGGUAUCACGGGCAAGGACUUCACCAUCAUCGCCGCGUCGAAAGCCGCCAUGCGGGGCGCCACCGUCCUCAAAGCCACCGACGACAAGACCCGGGUACUGAACACGCACACGCUGAUGGCCUUCUCCGGUGAAGCUGGCGACACGGUCCAAUUCGCCGAAUACAUCCAAGCAAACAUCCAGCUGUACUCGAUGCGGAACAACAUGGAGCUGUCGCCUGCAGCCACCGCCAACUUUGUCCGAGGAGAGUUGGCACGAGCGUUGCGAUCACGGAGACCCUACACAGUGAACCUGUUGCUGGGCGGCUACGACACGAUUGCAGACAGGCCAACGUUGUACUGGAUCGACUACCUAGCGAGCAACGCACCAGUUCCAUAUGCCGCACAUGGAUACGCCCAGUACUACUGCCUCUCUCUGCUCGACAAGCACCACCACCCAGACAUCGACUACGAGCAGGGUAUGAAGAUCCUGCGGAUGUGCACAGAGGAGUUGAAGCGCCGUCUUCCAAUCGACUUCAAGGGCGUCUACGUCAAGGUGAUAACGAAGGAUGGCGUCAAGGACGUCGAAUACGAGGACGAUGUAAAGGUUAUGGUGCCGUAGGGCCAUACUACGGUAGUUUGAGGCGGGGUACAUCGAAAUAUGGUGACUUGAACAUCAAGUCUACUAUAUCGUCGUAGGCAGCGCGGGGCGGAUAUGAUCAACGCGUCCCAAAGCGCAGGCUACAUAACGAUUCUGGAAUCAUGAUAGAUACGUUAUGAUUUAACGAUAAACUCCUUCAGAUGAGAGAGCUCGCUGCUUUUUGAAUGAUUUCCACUUUUUGUAAUGUUAAUAGUGAUAUUGAUGCGUGG